GGAGCAAAGAAGUCCCAAUGGUUAAAGUACUUUGGAAGAGCGAUCGGGUCGAAGAAGAGACAUGGGAAACAGAGGCUUUGAUGAGGAAGCAAUAUGCCUUCCUAUUCAAGUAGAGUUGCGAAUUUUGGGGACGAAAUUCCUGUUAAGGGGGGGUGAACUUGUGACACCGCACCCGAGCGUCCUUGAAAAUUCAAUUCAAGAUUCAAAGUUAUGUAUUGAAUUUCCGGGUUACCAAACAAUUGUAGAACAAGUUAUGUUUUACGUAGUGCAUGAUUGAAUGUUGUACUGUUCAAACUCGUAUAUUAGUGCCGGGUUCCGCAAAUACUUAUUUGGGCCUUAUUAAUGAACAUAAGAGCCCAAUAUUACUUAAAUAUUGUUACUUAACCUUUCAAGACAAUUUGAGGAAGGUCGGGCGGCCCAAAUAUUAUUUUGGGCCCAACCUGUUAAAAAUAGCAAAUAUUCGAGAAUGGCGUCCUAGACCCACUCGGGAGUGACCCACACGGCUAGUAGCCCAAUAAUAUGUAUGACAAAUGUCAAAAUAAGUGAUAGAAUAAUUGGAGAAGAAUACAAAUACCUAUAGCCCCAUCUUUGACAUUAUUGAACUAAAUAAUGGGAGGGGGAUUUUCCUUCUAUAAUAUCCAUCAAGUAAAUUAUUGAGAUGAGCCUACACAUAUUGAAGAUCAAUAAUGUGAUGUAGGAAGUUGACUUGUUCUAAAUAAAUUAGGAUGAGUACAAAAAGACAUCUUUUAACAAAAGAUAAAACAAUAGGACCCAUUUUCCCAUUUUUGGAAGUAUUGGUAGAUAUUUUGGACCCCAAGUUGAAUGGGAUCAAUUGGGAACCAUUACAAAUGGAAUUGGUACCUGCAAAACAAAGGAAAAGAGGUGAGAUGACUAUAUGGGGCGGACUCUUGGCUCACAUGCACAAAAAAACUCCAAGAAAAACAAAAGGGGGAGGUCCACCCCAUAUUUGAUUGCAAACCAAAUAUCUCCCAUGCUCUUUUGUAAGCCACAUGCUCUCUUAGCAUGUUUAAGGUCUCCUAUACACUACCCCAUACACCCCAUUCGAACCCCAAAGAGAUAAGAGAGCAAAAGCAUCCACACAACCCAAGAGAGAAGGAAGGAAGAGAGCAGUCCGCUGGUUCGUUCUUUAGUGCGUAGUGCUGAUUGUUUGAGUCAUAACUUGAGAUUGACUCGUCCAAUCAAGACGUAUAAGGUACCAAAAGAAAGCUCUCAAGACGAGUAAUCCGUGAAGGUCUGUUUUGCAUCAAUCGGAGUAGUGGAAGACUUCCAAAUCGUCCGAGCAAAACACAAUCUUGCAGGAACGGAUUUACUCUCCUAAAGAGACGAGUUAACCGGAGAACACCCAUUCUAGGGGCUGUUUUCGUAUCAACGUUUGAGGGUUGAGCUAGCACUUUGAGGAGGCUGGUUAACACUCAUAUUUAAGCAAGGAAUCAGUUCCUAAUCCACCUUGGCCAAAUCUUUGACCAUUGGAUCAAGAAGGAAAAGUUUAAAGCUCAAAUAAGGUUGUGUGUGUGGGUUGUCAUGCGCAGAGUCAAGGAGGCACUGAAAAAAACAUCAACUCUGGUAAGGGAUCGUCACCAACAGCUCAUGGCAGACUAGACAAGAGGCCGACCGAUUUCAGAUCGGAGAUUGCAUCUCCAUCAACGCAGGGACCCGCACCAAUUAAUUACGUUGGAAGACUGAUUGGCGUGGAAUCUCAUCUGCUUGGCAAUGCUCGUACCAUCACAUGGGCGGAAAUUGUUAGUAGUGAACCGAAAGGAGACAAAGGCAGCACCUCGAUUGGACGCUUUCAACCAUCCGCACAACUUGAUGAAAACCAUUCUACCAACCAGGUCACUAAUUUACAGAGCCGAUUGGGCGCUUUCAACCAUCCGCACAACAAUUUUACAGAGCCGACCAUUCCAUGUCAAGCCACACCAGAUUUGGAUUCGGAAAAAUUCAAUUUUUUUGGCGAAGAUGGUUUUGACUCCAUCAAAAUUGAAUCUAAGCUUUUUAGAUUUGCUGUCAGAAAUAAUGAAGUAGUGAUUUUUGAAAUUCAAAAAUCUAUGCUCAAAAGGAUCAAUUUUAAAACUGUGAUCGCACCAAAGAUCUACAGUUUUAUUCAGCAACUCUCAUGCUCAGAUAAAUUUGCUAUAGGACAGAGCAGAAAAUUCGGGCCUAUCACUGUUUCUUCGGUACUGAAGAGUUCAGAUUGUUAUGUGAAGAUUGCUAAAGAUAAGGGGAGUGCGAUUCUAAUCCCUAAAGGCCCACACAAUUCAAAGUUAAAUGUUUUUUUGACAUUCUUUUCUAAUUUUGUAUCUGAAUUAGAGCAGCAGGAAUUCAGGCAUUGGGAGCAUGAGACAUCGGCUGAUACUGAGGUUAUAACAAUUUCCAAACUCAUAUUUAACUAUGAAGUGCAGAGAGCUUACAGCGGGAAGCAACAACCCCCUUCCCUUGAGAAACAACCACAAAUUCCUCUUAUCCAGGCCUACUCUGACGCCUCGGACAGCUUUGACCAUUCUGAUGAAUCUUUUUUCUCAGACGAUUUUCUAGGGCAUGCCACCGAAAGCGAUCGACGCCCUCCGUUAUCCAACCAGGAAGAAAUUGGGAACUCCAAAUUCAACAGGACGAUUUGCCGCAAAGCAAAGCUAGUCACAUCCGAAAAUUGUCUGCCGACAGAGAACCUGAACACGCAACUAAAACUUUACAGGAAAUCUCAGCAAAAUAAAAGGCGACACAGUAUGAGGACCAGAUCGCAGUCUAGAGAUUUCCCUUGGGUUUAGUAUUGUCUUUUAAUUUAUUUAUUUUGUUUCCUUCUUUUCCGUGUUUUUCUCCUUUUAUUUGACUUCUUUUCAUGUAAAAAAAAAAAAAAAAAAAAUGGAAUAAUUUAUAGGAUAGAUUAAAUUGAAAUAGAAGAGACAAAAAGAUUAAAGAUUACUGGACUAUUUGAUUAAACCGAGUAAUGAGAAUUAUGAGAUAAAAAAAAAAAAAAAAAAAAAAAUAAAAAAAAAAAAAAAAAAAAAAAAAAAAAAAAUAAAAAAAAAAUACUAGUUAAUGAUUGUUGUAAUUGUUAAGGAAUUGAAUCUAUGGAUUUGAUUGUAAUUGAUGAACUUGAUUGUGAUGCAAGUGACUAAAUUGAUGUAAUGUGAUGCUAAGACCAUGGUUGGGCAGUCUGUAAAGAUGUCCCAAAAUAGAUUAUUGAUAUUACAAUUCUAGGCAUAGCGAGUGCUUAGGAAUUGGGGUCUAUGCCAAUGUAAGAAGAUGUACUUGAGCCGUGCUCAUAGAAUUGCAUUGGGUAGACAUGAUGGGGUGAUUGUUGUGCAUGGUGAUGUAGUUGAGUUGGACUCAAGAAAUGCACGGUGGAGUAGUUAGCUUAUGUUAAUUAAGGUGCAUGGUGAUGUAGUCGAGUUGGACUCGAGAAUGCAAACAUAUGUGUUAGGGUUGAACCCUAUGAAUUAUUGUGACUAGGGGUCACGGGGUUUUGGGCUAUGUUUGAUAAACAAACCUUGGGCCUACGGGCCGACUACUUGACUUUAUAUAUAAAGUAAGUAUAUUUUAAAAAGGGGUAACUUGGGGUUACGGCCUGGAUUAUAUUAUCACCCUAUUUGAGGGUCUUGUGUUUGAAAUACUUGUUGUAUAUCUAUUAGAUGUCAUCCACACUAGCACUUUAUAGCCCUAUAGAGUGCUGACCCCUUCGGGGGCGUCCCACCACCAUUUUUCAGGUUGAGGCUAGAGCUUGCUUCCUGUGCUCGUUGCUCGAGAGAUCAUCUAGGAGCGAAGACUUGGUUCGUGCUUCCUCCAUUCGGCUUUUAAACAUUAAUAAACAUGCUCAUGGAUAUUUUACUAUAGAGCCUGCGUGCUCAUGAAUAGCCCGGUGUGGCCUUUUUGUUUUAAACAAUGUUUUCCGCUGCAUUAUGAAUUACUUAUUAUGUUUGUUUAUGGAUGUUAUAUGUGUGAAUGAUAUUCAAGACGCUUUGUAUAAUAUGGAUGUGUUAAACUGCGGUUGACUAUUCGUAUUGUACGGC
Cuscuta epithymum is the source of this 4025-nucleotide messenger RNA. NCBI's taxonomy places the organism in Eukaryota, Viridiplantae, Streptophyta, Magnoliopsida, Solanales, Convolvulaceae. The record is from the annotation of a GenBank genome assembly.